AUGAUUGCUAAUGGUCAUAGCAUGGGCGGAUUAUGUAUAGGGCCAGGAGGGGCUUUGGCCCCCUGUCUGAUUUCCAAAGCUAGCGACAAGAAGUCAAAAUCGAUUUGUAUCUUACGUUGUUACCCAGUUCCUCCCCCAUCAUCGCUAGUCGCUACCUCCUUACCUUGCUCAGUCGCUGCUCGUUGGUCUCGCCAUUCACCACCACAACAGCUGUCACCGGAAAUCAGCUUCUUGAAAUUGGUCUCGCCAUUCACUACCCUUCUAUCACUUGAACUUGUUGUUGCAUCUGGUGUUCCAUGUUGCAGAAGAUGUGCUCUUUAUGAUUUCAUUAGCCUUCCACACAAGGUGGGGACAAUGGCUGGAGGAGCUGUAGAUUGUCAGUUUUGGCAUAGAAAUUUAGGCAUUAAGGGCUCUGUUCAAUCUAAAAGAAGCCUUCUGCUUGAACUGCAACACAGAUCCACAAAAUUUGAUUCUAUAAUUGAAAAGCAUCAGAAUAUAAGGUUUGCACUGGUUGAAAGGAAGCCAGUUCUUGAUAAAGCAAAUUUCAGUAGAAGGAGGAAUGGUUCUACUUAUAUUCCUUCAACUUCAAUGGGAAGUAGUGUUCCUAAUGGUGUUAUUAAAACAACUGUUGCUCCUUUAGUAGACUUGCUUGAUUUAGGAGGAGGAGAAGAACCUCCUCCACCAAAUACAAAUAGCAUGAUGACAGGUGACAACUUUCUUCAAGAUCUUCUUGAUGUUGGAAUGUCCCCAUCUUCAUCACAACCAGGUUAG
Lactuca saligna is the source of this 771-nucleotide messenger RNA. NCBI's taxonomy places the organism in Eukaryota, Viridiplantae, Streptophyta, Magnoliopsida, Asterales, Asteraceae. The record is from the annotation of a GenBank genome assembly.